UGCCUGCAAAACACGGCAGCUUGGACAAAACUAUCGAUACAAAUGUGUUAUAUACAGUAUGCCGUCCAUAUCGUGGUGCGUACGCAAUGGAUCGAUCUCGCAUAUAAGAUGGGUCAUAAAAUUGAUUCACCGACUAAGGCUCAGAAAAAGUGCCUGUAUUUGUGGGGCUUCGAUAAAAGUUCUGUCUUGCUUUUUUCCUGCGCUUUUUUGCCAUGACGAAUCUCGGAAACAAGAAAUUAACCAUCUGCAUUGACAGAGGAGGCACAUUUACUGACUGCAUUGGCUUUCUCGGAAAAGCCGGUGAGGAAGACUAUCAAGAGUUUGUCGUGAAACUUUUAUCGGAAGAUCCCGCUAAUUACGCUGACGCGCCAACCGAGGGUAUUCGCCGCAUUGUGGAGCAAGCCACUGGCAUCAAGCACCCUCGCAAUGAACCGGUGCCCACAGACAAUAUUGAGAGCGUGCGAAUGGGAACCACUGUCGCUACCAAUGCUUUACUGGAACGCAAAGGCGAACGUUGUGCCUUGCUGAUAACGAAAGGUUUCAAAGACUUGUUGGUCAUUGGCAACCAGUCCAGACCCAAGAUUUUCGAUUUAUCCAUCAGCAAGCCUGAUGUAUUGCAGCAAGGCGUGAUUGAAAUUGAUGAGCGAGUUAUGCUAGUGAAUUCUUUGGCCUCGGUGGACCGUGUAGAGGAACCACACAAGUUGGAGGAUGCCAUGGAAGGCAUUUCGGGCGAAUGGGUCAAGAUUCUUCGUGAACCAGACAUGUCCGUCGUAAAGCAGCAAUUGCAAAAGUUACUGGAUGAUGGCUAUCGAAGCAUCGCUGUCUGUUUGAUGCAUUCAUAUACCUUUCCUGGACAUGAGCAGGCCAUUGGUGACCUGGCAAAGAAGAUGGGAUUUUCCCACGUAUCACUGUCCAGCGAAGUGAUGCCUAUGAUCAAGAUCGUUCCCCGAGGAACUUCGGCCACGGCGGAUGCUUACCUUACGCCUUGUAUUCAGAAUUACAUCAAAGGUUUUGUCAGUGGAUUUGAUGAUGGCUUCGAAAAAGGAACUUCGACGUUGCAAUUCAUGCAAAGCGAUGGUGGUUUGGUCCCGGUGAAUAAUUUCUCCGGUUUCAGAGCCAUCCUGUCCGGCCCUGCCGGUGGCGUGGUCGGGUAUGCCUUGACAACCUACGAUGAAAAAGACAAGACACCCGUCAUUGGUUUCGAUAUGGGCGGCACCAGUACAGACGUCUCGCGUUUUGAUGGUCACUAUGAGCAUGUGUUUGAGACAACCACCGCCGGUGUGACUAUCCAAGCCCCUCAGCUCGAUAUCAAUACAGUCGCUGCAGGUGGUGGAUCCAUGCUAUUCUUCAAAAAUGGCAUGUUUGUCGUGGGUCCCGAGAGCGCGGGUGCUCAUCCUGGUCCCGCAUGCUACAGAAAGGGCGGCCCGUUGGCUGUCUCAGACGCCAAUUUGUUCCUUGGUCGAUUGUUGCCCGAUUAUUUCCCAAAGAUUUUCGGCCCCAAUGAGGAUGAGCCGUUGGAUAUUGAAAUUGUGCGUCAAAAAUUCUCUCAACUGGCCAACGAAAUUAAUAAGCAUACGGGCGAGUCGAAAUCAUUGGACGAAAUUGUAUACGGUUAUAUCAAGGUGGCCAACGAAACCAUGUGUCGACCAAUUCGUGCCCUGACGGAAGCAAAGGGCCAUGAUACCAGUAACCACGUUUUGGCCGUCUUUGGCGGAGCGGGUGGCCAGCAUGCUUGCGGCAUUGCACGUAAUUUGGGUAUUUCGAAAAUUGUGCUUUACCGACACAGCUCAAUUUUAUCGGCUUUUGGCUUGGCGUUGGCGGAUGUUGUGCAUGAACUGCAGGAGCCUUCUGCCGAGACUUUGACAGCAACUUCGAUUCCUGGACUUCGGGAACGUAUUGAAAACUUAUCGGCGCGCUGUCGCGAGGAGCUUUCUUCCCAAGGAUUUGCAGAGGAUAACAUUGAAACCGAAGUGUACCUCAACCUACGAUAUGAAGGCACCGACUGUGCACUAAUGACCUUGCAACCUACCCAUAACCAAGAUGACCCAUGGAACUUUGAAGCCGAGUUUGUAAAACUGUAUGAACAAGAAUUCAGCUUCUCUUUCCCCGAUCGAGCCAUCAACGUAGAUGAUAUCCGUGUUCGCGGUAUCGGUAAAACGAUGAAGCACGAUAAUUUGACAGCUUAUCAAGAAAUCGCCGAUUUGGAAUCGCAAGGCAAGGUGAAGCCUGUAGACGAUGCUGCGCGGGACAGCUUUACAUCUGUUUAUUUCGAAUCCGGUCGUGAUGAUAAAGUCCCUGUGUUCCAGCUCACCAAUUUGGCGCCAGGAUCGUUGGUAUCAGGUCCCGCCAUCAUUAUCGAUAAAACGGCCACCAUCGUUGUUGAACCUUUCUGUACCGCAUUGAUCACGUCUCAGCAUAUUACCAUCACUGUAGGCAAAGGAGAAAAGAAAAAAGUGACCACAGAAAUGGAACCGAUUCAACUAUCGAUCUUUUCUCAUCGUUUCAUGAGUAUUGCGGAACAAAUGGGAAGAACGCUUCAAAAGACGGCCAUCAGUACCAAUAUCAAAGAAAGAUUAGAUUUCUCCUGUGCGCUCUUUGGAGCGGACGGUGGACUCGUGGCCAAUGCGCCUCAUAUUCCUGUCCAUUUGGGUGCCUUGAGCCAUGCAGUAACGUAUCAAAUGAAUUACUACAAAAGCAACUUGCAUGAAGGCGACGUGAUCAUGACAAAUCAUCCCGCUGCUGGAGGAUCGCAUUUACCAGAUAUUACGAUUAUUACACCCGUUUUCAACGAAGGCGAAAUUGUAUUCUUUGUUGCGUCCCGAGGACAUCAUGCCGAUAUUGGAGGCAUUUCUCCCGGUUCAAUGCCACCGCAUUCGAAAGAGCUUUAUGAAGAAGGAGCUGCUAUCAAGUCGUUCAAAAUCGUAUCUGGUGGUAAAUUUGACAUGGAAGGUUUGGAAAAAUACUUGUGUGAAAUUCCUGCGUCUUUCCCUGGUUGUUCCGGCACGCGUUCACUGCGUGAUAACAUCUCUGAUCUCAAAGCGCAAAUUGCCGCCAAUCACAAAGGUAUUACGCUGGUGAAAUCUUUGAUUCAAGAGUACUCUCUGGAAGUGGUUCAAGCGUACAUGAUGCAUAUUCGUCGUAAUGCGGAGUUGGCCGUACGCAAUUUGCUCAAGCAAGUGGCUUUGGAUCGCAAGGGUGAAGAUCUUGUGGCGGUCGAUUAUAUGGACGACGGUACCCCCAUUUGUUUGCGUGUGCUUAUCAAUGACAAGGACGGAACCGCCACAUUCGAUUUUGAGGGCACAGGUGCAGAAGUGUAUGGCAAUACAAAUACACCGCAGAGCGUGUGCCACAGUGCCAUCAUCUAUUGUAUUCGUUGCCUUGUAGGACAAGACAUUCCUCUGAACUCGGGAUGUCUCGAACCGAUUGAUAUUCGCAUCCCCGCUCGUUCCAUUCUCAGUCCUUCGGAAGACAGUGCCGUCGUCGGUGGCAAUGUGUUGACGAGUCAACGUAUCGUCGACGUUGUACUGAAAGCGUUCAACGCUUGCGCGGCUAGCCAAGGAUGUUGUAACAACCUCACCUUUGGCAAAGAAAAUACCAAGGAAGAAACAGGAAAGACUGGACCAGGAUGGGGUUACUAUGAAACCAUUGCAGGAGGUAGCGGUGCUGGCCCUGAUUGGAACGGACAAAGCGGUGUACAUACACAUAUGACGAAUACACGUAUCACGGAUCCAGAAAUUCUGGAACGAAGAUAUCCUGUUUUAUUGAGAGAAUUCUCUAUUCGUCAAGGUUCUGGAGGAAAUGGUUUAUUCCACGGCGGCGACGGUGUUGUCCGUGAUAUUGAAUUUUUGGAAAACGGUAUCCAGGUAUCCAUCUUGUCCGAGCGUCGUGUGUUUAGACCGUACGGUCUGAUGGGAGGCCAAGAUGGUCAAUCCGGUAUCAACUACUGGGUGCGCAAGAACGAAGACGGCACGGAACGCUUGGUGAAUCUGUCCAGCAAAAACUCGGCCUUGUUUAGCAAGGGAGACCGCAUCAUUAUUGAAACGCCAGGCGGAGGAGGUUACGGUCAUGCAGACGGUAACGCUAAUAAGCCUCUUUUCGCCAAAGUUACCCAAGGCUUGAACAACUUGGUCAAAGCAGGAGGUAGCCUGGGCCUUCACAAGGCUUUAUCUGAAAGCAACUAGGGCAGGGUAGAAAAAAGACUACGUACAACCUGCAACUCUUCCCUGAAUGUGUAAUCUUUAGAAAAAUGUGCAAAAAGGGAAAAAACGAUAUCGAUAUAUUCGCAC
Messenger RNA from Radiomyces spectabilis, 4286 nucleotides. RefSeq names its product Hydantoinase B/oxoprolinase-domain-containing protein. The transcript is spliced from 19 exons. Gene Ontology annotation, biological process: glutathione metabolic process. Bases 213 to 4181 code for a protein of 1322 amino acids. Gene Ontology annotation, molecular function: 5-oxoprolinase (ATP-hydrolyzing) activity. NCBI's taxonomy places the organism in Eukaryota, Fungi, Mucoromycota, Mucoromycetes, Mucorales, Radiomycetaceae. Gene Ontology annotation, cellular component: cytosol. The record is from RefSeq and is a predicted model, not a curated record.